This is a messenger RNA of Dermacentor andersoni, 2614 nucleotides long. Lineage: Eukaryota; Metazoa; Arthropoda; Arachnida; Ixodida; Ixodidae. The record is from RefSeq and is a predicted model, not a curated record.
GGCACCGCGGUUAUAAGAGGCUCGCCUCCUGGACGGGGUUUCCUUUGCGACGGGCCAGGGGCUUGCGGAGCGGACGGGACUUGCAAGGACACGUUCUUCAACACUGCCGAGGAGACCACAGCACCGAGGAUGGGCGACAAGAAGGACACGCAGGUGAUCUCCUUCCUGAAGGACUUCGUCGCCGGAGGCGUGGCGGCGGCCAUCUCCAAGACCAGCGUGGCGCCCAUCGAACGCGUCAAGCUGCUGCUGCAGGUGCAACACGUCUCCAAGCAGCUUACCCCCGACAAACAGUACAAGGGCAUGAUCGACUGCUUCGUCCGCAUCCCCAAGGAGCAGGGCUUCCUCAGCUUCUGGCGCGGCAACUUGGCCAACGUGAUCAGGUACUUCCCCACCCAGGCGCUCAACUUCGCCUUCAAGGACAAGUACAAGCAGAUCUUCCUCGGGGGCGUCGACAAGCGGACCCAGUUCUGGCGCUACUUCGCCGGCAACCUGGCCUCCGGAGGUGCGGCCGGAGCCACGUCGCUGUGCUUCGUGUACCCGCUGGACUUUGCCCGUACCCGGCUGGCUGCCGACACAGGCAAGGGUGCCGCACAGCGGGAGUUCAGUGGGCUGGGCAACUGCCUCGCCAAGAUCUACAAGUCCGACGGCCUUAUGGGGCUGUACCGAGGCUUCGGCGUUUCCGUCCAGGGCAUCAUCAUCUACCGGGCGGCCUACUUCGGCUUCUUCGACACGGCCAAGGGCAUGCUUCCGGACCCCAAGAACACGCCGAUCGUCAUCUCGUGGAUGAUCGCCCAGACCGUGACCACCGUGGCGGGCAUCAUCUCCUACCCGUUCGACACCGUCCGGAGGCGGAUGAUGAUGCAGAGCGGGCGCGCCGUGGAGGAGCGCCAGUACAAGGGCACCGUGCACUGCUGGGGCAAGAUCUACAAGACGGAAGGCGGCGCCGCUUUCUUCAAGGGGGCCUUCUCCAACGUCAUCCGAGGCACCGGAGGCGCGCUCGUGCUCGUCCUGUACGACGAGAUCAAGUCGUUCAUCUUCUAGGGGCUCCCGGGAAGAAGAGGGAGAGAGUAGUCUUACGAACGGGAUCGGGGGAUGGCGAGGCGAGGGGUAAGCCGCGUCGAGGAACGCCCGAGGCGUCUUCUAGCCCGUCGUGCCGAUGGCUCCGCGAUUCAGAAAAAAACAAAAAACAAAAUAAAGCCAGAGGCCUGCGCAGCACACGCAACACAGUCAAGCUGCAGCAGCGGCUCCAUAGGAGCCGUGGACUGUAGGCUUAAACAUUUGAUUCUGGCUUCAGUCAUUCGAACCUUUGGGCGUAUACCAAUGAUGGCUCUGAAAAGACGGUUUAUUGCUAGCUAUCUGUACAAUAGAAUGGAAUCGGUCGUUCGGGAGAGUUGUCGGCCAUCAUUUGUAGUUCACCGACCCCACGCGACCAAGAGAAGCGUCAAGAGCCAGAAUUCGUCUUUCUUUAUUUAGCUUUCUUUUUUUUUUUUUCUUCAGCUGUAGCCACGAGAGGUUUGUAUUUUACAGCGAUCCGCGGGAAUGGGACGACAAUAUUUCGUCGCGAUACGUAAGGCAAGUGCGCUGGAACUCGAGGCGUUUCGGUUAGAAGACGCGUACGGGCCCAUAGGCCGGACCGCAUUCCUCUCGGCGUGAGGCGUCAGCGCGACCUCUGCGCGAUCCCGAAAGCCCGCCUCGUUUCCCGUUCGGGGAGACCACGGGCACCGCGAGGCUGACAGCGGACGCCUCGCGCCGAUGCGACCGGGGAUCGGUGUUAUGUGUAUAGGCAUCCUUUUGUACUCGUCUCAGUUCGUUCGUGCCACCGACCGCAUUGGAUUUGCCCUUGCGCCCGAAGGGUUGCAACGUCGCCGCAUGACGAACGCCUCAACGACCACGCGAGCCUAACGCUUUCACGCGCUCUUUUCGACGAUGUAUAGCGUUACUGUAUAGCGACACCGAUGCAGAGUUUCUCCCGUUUAUCUUCACUCUGGCUGCUUUCCGCGUGGCCUGAACUGCGUGACAUUGUAGAGGAGGAUUUUUUUUAGAGCCAGUACUUCUCGUCAGUUUCUAUACAACCAUUUGUAAAGAUCCAAGGAAGUGCUCAAAUCACACCGAUGUGUAGCGGGGCAUCGCGUGCCCGCUCCAUAAGGUCAUAGCGAGGUGUACGGCGACGAAUAGAAGAGGUGUUCGUGAUGCGACCACAGUUGCGAACCCUCGGGGACUCGAAACGCUCGCACGUCGGCAUUGCCGGUAUGCGGGCAGCCACGGCCCGUCGUAAUGCGGUGGUUCCGGUACGGGGCCCAACUAGCUCGCGGCUUGAGCCCGUCUUCGCACAAGUGUGCACGCACGGGCGUGCCUUGUCGUAUACCGCAUAGAGAAAGAGAGAACGAGUGACGCUUAGAAACACGGCAAGUCCUUGCAAGCCCGAGCCGUCACACCGACAGUCGAUGCAACAGAGCAAUAAAGAAAACAACGCUGUUGCGAUUGAUUGUAAAAAAAAAAAAAAAAAAACACGUUUGGUGGUGGUGCUUUUUUUCCCUCUCUCGCCUACCGGGCGCGCAUGCCAGCGACUGGUCAUCGAACUCAAUAAAUCUGCCAACGAGAGAACGGCCACGUU